This is a messenger RNA of Aspergillus ruber CBS 135680, 906 nucleotides long. RefSeq names its product CCDC90 family protein. Gene Ontology annotation, cellular component: mitochondrion. The coding region runs from base 1 to 906 and encodes 301 amino acids. The transcript is spliced from 3 exons. NCBI's taxonomy places the organism in Eukaryota, Fungi, Ascomycota, Eurotiomycetes, Eurotiales, Aspergillaceae. The record is from RefSeq and is a predicted model, not a curated record.
AUGGCUCCUUCAAAAACCGUCACAGAGGUGCCGCGGUCAAUCCUGCCUCGGUUGACCUGGAACGGCACCUCUGCCCGAACUACCGCCACUCCUCUCUCGACAGGCUACCAGUCUCAGCAACAGCGACGCAUACAAGGCUGGAACUCAGUCGCACGCCAGCUACACACCUUGGCAUUUUCUCCCUAUUCCUCCCACUUCCUCACCGCCGCCGCCUCCCGAGACCUUGGUCCCAGGCGUUCGUCGACGUCUUCCGCUCGUCGUCCGUCCGUUGGACCCAUCAAUAAUCCGGUCCGGUAUAAUGGCGUCUAUGUUGCAGUAUUCAAAUCGGCCCGGCGUGCUUUUCAUGCGACGGCGUCUCGUCAGAGGGAUCACCACUUCGACACACUGAAGUUUGUACAGCGGUUGAAGGCGGAGGGAUUCAGUGAGGAGCAGGCUGUCGCUAUGAUGAGGGUUUUGAACGAUGUUAUACAGGAAUCGAUUCAAAAUCUUACCCGGACCAUGGUCCUCAGAGAAGACUCGGAGCGAUCGACAUAUACACAGAAAGUUGAUUUCGCCAAGUUACGUUCGGAAUUACUCAACGCGGAUUCGACCGAAGCCCAACUCACACGUUCAUCGCACGAAAAAAUUGCCGCCGAUCUGGCAAAGCUCAACUCGCGGCUGCGGGACGAAAUUGGACGCACCCAGGCCUCUGUCCGCUUGGAUUUGAACCUCGAGAAAGGACGAAUCCGUGAGGAAGCCAACGGUCAGGAGAUGCGAAUCAAAGAGACGGAGACGAGAAUCGAGCAGGAGGUCGCCGGAUUGAGAGAGCGUGUGGAGGCCGUGAAGUUCUCCACAUUGCAGUGGCUCAUGGGUGUCUGCACCGGUACUGCGGCUUUGAUUCUUGGUGCCUGGCGUCUCUUCAUGUGA